Messenger RNA from Zingiber officinale, 1481 nucleotides. Its product is annotated as putative MO25-like protein At5g47540. Gene Ontology annotation, molecular function: protein serine/threonine kinase activator activity. Lineage: Eukaryota; Viridiplantae; Streptophyta; Magnoliopsida; Zingiberales; Zingiberaceae. The coding region runs from base 204 to 1211 and encodes 335 amino acids. The record is from RefSeq and is a predicted model, not a curated record. The transcript has 11 exons. Gene Ontology annotation, biological process: intracellular signal transduction.
GCCGCGGAGGGGGAGAAACUGCGUGUGCGCCCCAUCGACGAACGCGCGCUCCGACUCCGGGGCAUCCGCUCCACCCUCCAACGCCCGCUAGCCCUUACCCCAACCCUAGCCGAACACUCAGCGGCGGCGCCCUGUCCCCGACGUGCCUUGGGAUCCGUUGGCCCUGCUUCGUUCGGUGGCGGCUGCCGCUGCCGGGGAUCAUCAUGAAGGGCCUUUUCAAGUCGAAGCCGCGGACCCCCGCCGAGUUGGUGAGGCAGACAAGGGACCUCCUCGCCUACGUCGACGCGAACCCCAAUCCCCGCAACGGCAAGCGGGAUGAUAAGAUGAUAGAACUAUGCAAAAAUAUUAGGGAAUUGAAGUUUAUUCUUUAUGGCAACAAUGAAGCUGAGCCAGUUGCUGAUUCUUGUGCACAACUGACUCAAGAGUUCUUUAGAGAAAACACUCUACGUGUACUAAUUGUUUGUCUCCCAAAGUUGAACUUAGAAGUUCAAAAGGAUGCAACUCAAGUUGUAGCAAAUUUGCAAAGACAACAAGUCAAUUCACGAUUAAUUGCAGCAGAUUAUUUGGAAGCUAACAAGGAUCUUUUGGACCUUCUAAUUUCUGGAUAUGAGGACAUGGAUAAUGCUUUACACUAUGGAUUGAUGCUUAGAGAAUGCAUCCGACAUCAGUGUGUAGCAAGGUAUAUUCUAGAGUCUGAUCAAGUGAAUAAGUUCUUUGAUUAUAUUCAAAUUCCAAAUUUUGACAUAGCUGCAGAUGCCAUUAAAACUUUUAAGGAGCUAAUGACAAGGCAUAAAUCAACUGUUGCGGAGUAUCUUUCCAAAAAUUUUGACUGUUUUUUUACAGAAUUUAACUCAAGAUUGCUGUCAUCUCCUAAUUAUCUCACCAAAAGGGCAUCUGUCAAGCUUUUAGGUGACAUGUUACUGGAGCGAUCAAAUUCUCGAACAAUGGUGCGCUAUGUUAGUUCAAAGGACAAUCUUAUAAUUCUGAUGAAUCUUCUCAGGGAAUCGAGCAAAAAUAUUCAGAAUGAAGCCUUUCACGUAUUCAAGUUAUUUGUUGCCAAUCAAAAUAAGCCACCUGAAAUUAUAACUAUACUGAUUGCAAACAAAAGAAAGCUUCUUCUCUUACUUGACAAUUUGAAGUUAGACAAAGAAGAUGAGCAAUUUGAAGCUGACAAAGCACAAGUCAUUGGAGAGAUAGCAACUCUUCACUAAGAGAAUUCUUCAUAAAAUUCAAUAAUAUCAGGCUUUUCCAUGUGAUACUAUAAUUUAUGUUAAUGCAUUGCUUCAAUCUCCUUGUGAACAAAUUCUGUAUAUAUGCAUAUAGCAGAUGCCAAGGCCGGAACGCGAGUCUACUCUCUAGUUCAUCGUGCUUUGGUUUGACUCACCUUUUUUACUUUGCUGGUUCACUUGAAAAAGGCAUCUGAUUGCAGACAUCAAUCAUUACUUGGCCCUGUGAUUUUUUGGCUGGUAAAUCAAUGCGCA